Molecule: messenger RNA, 1674 nt
Organism: Porites lobata
Lineage: Eukaryota; Metazoa; Cnidaria; Anthozoa; Scleractinia; Poritidae
Source: the annotation of a GenBank genome assembly
AUGGCCACUGCCUCUCGUUUAUCCUCCAAUGUGGACGCUAGUCUUACUCGAGUUUUCACCGAAGAACUUUCGUGUCCGAUCUGUCUGGAGGAACUGAUAGAACCUAAAUGUCUUCCAGUUUGUGCUCACAACGUCUGCAAGGCUUGUUUAGACAAUAUGGCUCGUAAAAAUAGUGAAAUAAUCCGUUGUCCGACUUGUCGACAGAUUUCCCGUAUCCCUCCCGGAGGGAUAAGUUCUCUGCCGACGAACAAUGUGCUCAUUAAAUUUAUAGAGGUCACACCUGGUCGAAAAGAGCGUCUCAAGAUUCAGAAAUCACUGGAUCACAGCAAACCCGUGGUGGAAGAAAUGCGUAAAAGGCUCACCAUUCUAGAUAGCGCUUUGGAGAGUUUAGAUGAUAAUUGGAAAAAGACACUGGAAGAGGUGCGCUUCACAAGCAAUACCCUGAUAGAAAUAAUAAGAAGCCAGGAAAGCAAAUAUUUGCAGGAAUUGGAAGAGUUUUACAGCAAGAAACAGAAGUCCCUUCAGAAUCAGAGACAAACCUUGUCUACUCUGACGGCAAAUGCAUCAUCGUGCGUUCAGGCAGCAGACGAAGUCCUUGAAAAAUCAGACCCACAAGAGCUAAAAGAUAUGGAGGAAGUACUGACACAACAACUCAAAGAGAUUAAACUGAUGAAUUUUGAAGAUAUCAAUGAGAUGAGAAGUAAAUGUGAUGAAAAGCUGGAGUUUUAUCCAAACCAUGAUUUUCAGCUUAACCUGGAAAAAUAUUGUAUUGGUCAACUCAAAUCGGAAAUAACGCAGAGAAGUCCCAGCAAUUUGGGAUUCUCCACAGAUACUGCUGACAUUAACUCAAUGGGGCGGGUCAUUAAGAAAAUUGGACACAAGGGAACAAGGAAAGGUAAUUUCAAGAACCCUGGGGGCAUAGCAUCAAAUGAGAAAGGAGAAAUUGCUGUCACUGAUUACUUCAACAAUCGCGUUGAAGUUUUCAAUGAGAAUGGGAAGUUUUUAUUUAAAUUUGGCAAAAAAGGACAUGACGAAGGGCAACUUUUGGGUCCAACAGGAAUAGCAUACACGAGAAACAACAAAAUCAUUGUCUUGGACAGCAAGAAUUACAGAGUACAAAUCUUUGACAAUACUGGCCGCUUCCUCAUGAGUUUUGGCAAAAAAGGAUCAAAUGAGGGCGAACUGGGACAGGCGGAGGGUAUUUCAGUCGAUGACAAUGAUAAUAUUAUUGUCACUGAUACUGAAAACAACCGAGUGCAAAUCUUUCUGCUGGAUGGUACAUUUGUACGUCAAUUUGGUGCGCAUGGCCCAGAGGGGUUUGACAGACCCUUAGGAGCUGUACACCACAAAGGUGAAUUUUACAUUUCUGACAAGGGAAACAACUGCGUGAAAGUAUUUGAUAACAAUGGAAUUUAUGUGCGGCAGUUUGGAAGAGUAGGAAAUGCCACUAGUGAAUUUAGAUGUCCCAGGGGAAUUACUGUUGAUAAGACAAAUGAUCGCAUUUUGGUGUGUGAUAGUGAAAAUCACUGUGUACAUGUUUAUAAGCUAGAUGGUACGUAUGUCACAAAAUUUGAAACAAAAAAGACUCCAGUUGGAAUUGACCUCCUUAAAGGAAGGCAGGUAAUUGUAUCGUCAUACUACGGUCAUUGCUUUCAAAUUCUGUCAUAUUCAUGA